UGUCUUGCCACUGCCAGUGUCUUGCCACUGCCAGUGUCUAUCAUCAUCAGCACCUGUAGUCAUGCUGGCUGCCAAUGAUGUGUUGUAGGAUUUCCUCGUUCCUACUCCCAGCCCUGUGCCAUCUCCUCACUCCGAAAGUUGACGAGAGAAUUACACUGGAAAGACGAUUUAUUACAAGUAGAUGACGGAAACACAACUGGACAAGACGGACUCAAGACCAAGGCUGCUAGCCUUUCACAAAACAGCAGCACACGCAUGCACCAACACAACGUACACACAAAGUAACUGUUGUGUCCAAUGCCAGUGCUACAGAAGUAGGUAUAUUACUACUAUGUACAGUACACAUGAGUACCUAUCUAACAAGAGUACAUAUAUAACAGUAACCUACCACAACUGAUGCAUGACGACCUUGUAGGUUAGUGUUACCGCUUGAAAAGCUGAAACGUUCGAGAGAAUUGGGUGCACUACCUGAUCACUACCUGCAGUGUGCGUCGCUUUCAUCUGCAUGUAUCACCGGAGGAUGCACCCAAUGUGCUGACUGUGCUCAACACCGCGGAGGCAGAGCGUAAUACAGAACGUCAAGGGCAGUCAAGGCUUGUGUGUCACUACUUAAAGUUUCAUGAGCUGGAGGUAAAAAGUGCCUGGCAGGGAGGAGGUGUACAGCUCAGCUGACAGCCUGGCAGGGAGCGCCUUGUCACCUUGAGUGGUCAGCUGGCAGUGAAAGGGUUAAAGUGUCAUGCUUUCACAAUCAUCAGGCAACAUGUACAUGUAGCAUGUUGUUGAAGGGGGAUCUCCUUUGCUAUGUUUGUUCUUCCUGUGCAGUGUUGUCGUAUCUUGAAGAACUUUUCUUCGCUGCGGGCAAUCGUGUCGGCGCUUCAGUCGACUGCCGUGAAUCGUCUGACCAAGACUUGGGCGCUAGUGGAGAAAGAUGAAAUGCUACUCUUCAAGGAGCUGUGCCAGAUGGCAUCCUUCUCCGACAACGAUCAGAAGACGCGUGCCAUUCUGAUGAAGGAGGGCACGUCCAAGUACUCCGGCUUCGACAACGCUCGCCACACCAAGUCGCCGAAAGGAAAGUCUUCCAACCGAUACUCAGACUGGUUCUCUGGCAGUGGGUUUGUGGUGCAAGGUGUGGUACCGUACCUGGGAACGUUCCUCACCGAUCUCACCAUGGUCGAUAGUGCACAUCCGGACGAGACUGAGGAGGGGUUCAUCAACUUCCAGAAGCGUCGCAAGGAGUUUGAGCUCCUCGCUCAGCUGAUGCUGUUCCAGAAGGCGUGCAAGUACGAGAUUGAGAAUGACAAUAUGAUCCAGUCGUGGAUGCUGCAGUCCGAGGUUCUCACCGAGGAGCAAUGUUACCAGACCAGUAUGGUGAUGGAGCCUGAUCAAGCCGAGAGUCGCUUCUCCAAGCCUGGCCUUCCGUCCAGCUCAUGGAAAUCCAGAUUCAAGAAAACUAUCAACAUCUCUAGCAAGUCCAAGAAGAAGGAGGACCCAGCUGUGCGAUUGACGAACAAGAGUGAUGCUGAUGCUGCGUUUAGUAGUGGCGGCAUACCUGUGACCGGAAUCAACAACCGCCUGUUCCGAAGCAGCUUCCGCGGCGAUCCGAACCGCACGUCGAACCUCAGCAUCGGCAGCACUGCAUCCGGUGGCUCUAGUGGUGGCUCUAACGGUGACCUCGCUAGUAAGUUGGCAACAUCAGCACCGGGGAAAUCCCCUGGUGGUCUGUCGUCGGCAUCAUCAACUGGCUCAAGAGAUACACCUGCGUGGGACGACUGGUUCAAAGACGCCUACAUAAUCAGAGUGCGUUUGGAAAGUGACCGUCACGAAGGCGCAUACAAGAGCUUUCUGUUGCGCAACGAUGACCGCGGCCGUGCCAUCAUCGAUCGUGUACUGCGGAAAAAUCUGAUAGAGGAGCAGGUGGAUGCUUUCACCCUGUAUCAAGUCACUGGUCCAGGCAAAGAGAUGCGAAUACCUACGGAUACCAACGUCUUCUAUGCUUUGAACACCACAACGGCACAGUUUGACUUUGUACUCCGGCGCAGCGACCCGAAAGAUCAGAAAAAGCGCGUGAAGACAACGGCGUCCUCAGCUUCCGUGGCUUCGAAAUGGACACCGAUAUCUGAUUGAAAAAAAAUACUUUCUGGUGGCCAAGAACAUUCUACUGCAGGUGCACAACGCCAUGCGCUGAUACGAUUAGAAACUGUAAGUAUGGCGGCUUGCACAGUCCUUGCCCUGACCACCCACAUGGCCUGAGUGGAGUUUGGCCGCAUGAUCACAUGACCACGCUGGGGCCCGAGCGCCAGUAUACAUGUAUGUCGGGAGGAAGUGCGGCCACACGGCCCGAGUGCCAGUGCACGUCGAAGAGGAAGUGCGGUCACACGGCCCGAGUGCCAGUGCACGUCGAAGAGGAAGUGUGGCCACAUUGCCCGAGUGCCAGUGUAUGUCGAAGAGGAAGUGUGGCCACAUUGCCCGAGUGCCAGUAACUUUAUAUGUCCGGAGGAAGCGUGGAGCAGUCACCACGCAUCCACCAUCUUCUUGCUUACGAGCGGCGUGUUCCACGAGCUGCGUGUGUCUGUGCAGCCAGCAAAGCAGCCCGGUGGUUGAGCCUGGCAAGAACAGGAUUGUGUGUGUGUGUGUGUUUGUGUGUCGAGAGAGAAGCUCUGCGUUUGAGACCAUGACACUGCUGGGGCAACGUAACUCUUCGCCUUCUCCUAUCUAACUCCUGAACAGCAAACCCUACCUGCCUAAAGCCUGUACUGUCUCUUUUCCAUUGAUAGCUAUCGCUGAUAAUGGCGAACAGCCACUUGAGAAUUGUCUGUCAGACUGAACAAACGGCCUGAUGUCACUUUGCCUUUGUGUUGAUAUUGCGAUUGACAUGCCCUGUGCGGUUGAGUUGAGACCAACUUGAUGCUUAGCCCUUUCUCUUUCUCUUUCUUACUUACUUUGGCCCAUGACUGUGACUAUAGCUGUGUCGAGCACAGAACAUUCUACUUUUAGUCUCUCUUUCUCUAUCUCCAAAUGUCUCUCUCUCUUUCUCACUCACUCUCUCUCUCUCUCUUUCUCUCACUCACUCACUCACUCACUCACUCACUCUCUCUCUCACUCACUCACUCUCUCUCUCUCUCUCUCUCUCUCUCUCUCUCUCUCUCUCUCCUUGUUUACCUAGGACCUCUUAAUUGGGCACGUUGUUAGGAAACAUUCUAGGUAGCCGCAUAUCUCAAUAUUGCCUCCCUUAGUGCUGGUGGUGUUUGUGCCCCCCCCCCCCCCUACAGGUUUAUCCUGAGUAUAAUUAUUAUACAUGCAAAGGCCAGUAACAGUAAGAAUA
This is a messenger RNA of Sycon ciliatum, 3322 nucleotides long. RefSeq names its product ral guanine nucleotide dissociation stimulator-like 1. The record is from RefSeq and is a predicted model, not a curated record. The transcript is spliced from 10 exons. NCBI's taxonomy places the organism in Eukaryota, Metazoa, Porifera, Calcarea, Leucosolenida, Sycettidae. Gene Ontology annotation, molecular function: guanyl-nucleotide exchange factor activity. Bases 802 to 2124 code for a protein of 440 amino acids. Gene Ontology annotation, biological process: positive regulation of GTPase activity; Ras protein signal transduction. Gene Ontology annotation, cellular component: plasma membrane.